UAUUUUGUCUUUACAGAAAAUGCUAAGAAAUUGUACAUCAGAAUGUUCAGUCGGAAGUUAAACUGGAUUCCACUGAGUAAACUAAACUACCCUGAGAUAGCUGAUGAUUUAUUGCCAUAUUUACAAGAACUUAUAGAAAAUGGAUUAAUUUUUUGUGGUGAGUAAACAAUUUAUUUUUAACUAUUGGGUUUAUACUUUGGUUAAAAGGAAAUAUUGUGUUAUGCUUGAAAUUUGUGUAAGGGAUAAUAUUGGGGAAACUGAAUUCAAGUAUUAAGAGAAGGCAAAAGGAUCAUGUGUUAAUUGAACACUUGAAAAAAGACACAAAAUAACAAACAUGUCAGCCAAAAACCUUCUGCACCAAUCAAUAAAUGAUGGCACAAGUAAUUAGUAAAAUAAAAUAAACUUAAGUCUCAAAUUAGGACUUGCUGUGUCUAACUUCUCUGUCAUUCUAAUAAAAGCCGUGCGUAUACAUAAAGUGUUCAAAUUUCUAUACCCUAAACUUGCCAUGGACCAUAAUUAAACAUUUUAAUUUAAAACUAGAUGAUAACCUAUUUGACUUGGAGGAAGUACUGAACGCAUUAUCAGCACCUGACAUAAAAUUACUUGCCAAGUCCUACCACAUGGUGACUGCAGUGUGCCAAAAGGGCCAGUUGGUACAAGAGCUUCUAAAGAAAUGCCAACAAAUGAGUACCAUCACAUCAAUGUUUGGAUCUAAUUCAGGGGGUGUGGCUAAAAAAAUGCUGGUGAAGUAGGUUCUUAAGUGUAUAGCCCUAUAUUUAUCUGUAUUUUUUUUUUGAGCUUUGUACCCUUUUUUUUAUUAUCAAUUUUGUUCUUUGUGAAUUACACAGUAUAAUUGAGAUGAUACUGUAAAAUAUUAUGCCAGCUUAACCCUUUUAACUAAGUUACAUAACAUAAAAGCAAUUUUAAAAAAACAACAAAUAUUCAUUAUCAACAGGGCCAAAAAGUUUUUGAAUGGUAUCUACAAAUUGAGACCUGAAACAAGAAAGGUUUUUGUUAGAGUUAUGAUGCUAUUUUCUGUGGUUAACACAUCUGUUGAUGAAGAUUCUGGAAAUGGAGGUCAAGGACAGUUGUAAGUUGCUUUUUUAUUAUAAGCUAAUUCGCUUUUAAUUAAAUAUCCAGUUUCGAUUUGAAUUCCAUGUACUUAUAUAAAAGCAAUAAUGUGAUUGCCAAAAAAGAAGUAAAAAAUUAUUAAAAAACAAAUGUAAAAACUUUCAGGUUUCAGAUGUUAAUGGUGAAUAUGGGCAAAGUCAUCUAUCCAUCUUAUACUGUUGACAAGGUUCACAACAUCUUCCAAGAGAGGGAGGAUGUAAUAAGGUGUGGAAAUUUUAAACAUUUUCUAAAUGUCUUAGUCACAAUAAAUCUUUCCUCUCUACCUCAUCUGCUACCAGUAGAUAAAAUUGUUUUUAAAAAAAACAUUAUUUAAAAUUUAAUAUAAGCUUAAAUUAAACCUAUAAGACAAUUGUCAUAAAAAUUUCAGUUAAUUUCAAACUGAUUUUUUUAUCAUGGUCUUGACCUCAUUUUUAUGAUUCUUAAAAGUGUACAAGUAUUUAUUUUAGCCUGACAGUAUGAAUGUCUUUUGGAGGGAAAAUAAAAAUGUGUGUAAUUUGUUUGUUUUUUUAUAUUAGAUGUAUUUUUUUAUUUCUAGGUUUGAGGAAGCUCUACAGCUUGAGUCAGAUUUGCUUCACUGCACUCUUCGAGGUUCAUGGGAUAAGGCGUAUGAGAUUUACCUGGAAGUGGAAGAAAAAUCAAAGCUGAUGGAAGCCAACGAAAGUAUAACUAAGUAAGCAGUUCUAAAUAUUAUAAAUACAUAUUUUAUGAUAUUGGAUGUUCAGAAUCACCACUUAAUUUGUAACUGAAAUAUUUUCUGAGUGCUAAAAUACUUUAAAAUUUAGGGAAAACAAGAUUUUAUCUGGGUUUUUUUUUUUUAUAAAAUUAUAAGUAUUUUUUUUUUUCCUUUGUCAAACCAAAGAUGGAAUAAUGAUUUGCCUGACUUCCUGCGAUGUUACACAGCGUCCUCUGUCAUCAAUCGCUUGUUGAGUAUUGGUGUAGAGAUACUUCAGCGUCGUAAAGAUUUUUCUGGGGCUGUUGACCUUCUGCGUAGGCUUCUUUCCCAGACCACUUACAACUGCAGUCAUCGUGGUUACUGGUGGGAACGAUUGGCCCUGAAUCUUGAUGCUCACCUUAAAGAACCCCUAGAGGUUAUAGAGAUUUUGUUGUUUUUAAACAAACAAAAAAAAGUUAAACUUACUUAAGGAUUAUUUAUUUCUUAUCUAAGAACUGAAUUAUUUUUUUAAAAUAUCUACUAUGUAAAUCUCAGUCUGUAUGUUUGUAAAUGGGUCGAUAAAACACAAGAAAACCAAACAAUGGAUUGAGCCCAAAUUUGACAUGGUCAUUCCUCCUGACCUAUAGAUCGUUCCUGGAAAGUUUGGUUAUAAUCCUCUUAUCCCAAAAGAUAUAAUUUUUUUAAAAAUCAUCAAAUGUAGAAAGUACAAGUUGUAUGGCCUGGAGGGACUAGUAGAAAUUUAAAAAGCAACGUCUUUGCAAUGUCCCUCAGAUUUAAAUGAGAUUAAAUUUGAAAAGUUUACUGGGGUACUGCGCCAUAUUAAACCACCUAAUAAUAACAAUAAUAGUGCCUCUAUCUUAGGGAUAACUAAAAUAGACCACCUUUGUAAUGGGCUCCUGCCGGGGAUCCUAUUUUAUUUUAAUUGAUAAAUGGCUAUAGUUUUAGCAUUGGUGAAUACCUUUUUUUAAUAAGAUAUAAUUUGUCUUUAAAUCAUGGUUUAUAGCUAUACUCAGCUUGAAAGUUUACUGAAAAGAGGUGGACCCGCCAAAUAUAUUUUAUAUUUACUUAUAUUUUAUAUUUACUUAUAUAGAAUGGAGAGUUGAGAUAAAAUGUUAUUAAAAACUGAUGUAAGAAUAUUUUACUGACAACAGUAUAAAUAAUGUUAACCAUCUUGUCUUUGGAUUUCAUGGUUUACUUUGGUCAAUAAACUACAACUUAUAAGCUCUGAAUGAACAAACUACGCUAAUGUCAUGCACCAGUGAAUACAUUUAUUUGUGUGUUUGACUCUUUAUUUGGUGAGUGGUUACCACAUUUUGUGGCCAGCCAUAUUUUAAGACUUAGUAUAUAAGUUAACUGGCAAUAAUGGCAAAUAAUUAUGCUAAAUUAGAUAUAUUUAUUAUUGGAUUUGGUUCUCUUGAGAUUUUUUUUGUACCAUAAAUUACAUUGCCUUCUAUAUUUAGCAACAAUUUCACUGAUUCUUUAAUGCCUCUUGUAUUCAUCAGUCACUUGAUGCUGUUGCUCAGGGCUUAUCUGAUAGCUAUGUGCGUAUUGGGCACCGGUAUGCUUUGUAUCUCCGGGCAGAGAACAUAUGCCAGAGACCCAGGUUAAAGUUGAAUGACAAACUGCAAGAGUUCCACCACGAAACUGUUGAGGAGACACCCAAGGUGUUAACAAACUAAUUUCUCAUAUCAUUAUUUCUGUUUAAGUAAAUAAAAUUUCUAACAUCUGAAAAGUAAAGUGCAAAACAUAGAAUAAGGGGCUGAGGUCAAUUUCCAAGAAGUGUUUAAAAAUAUUUUCCAACUAAUUUCUUUUCUCUAAAUCCAAAUUUAUAUACUAACCUUAAUGAUUGCUUGAUGAAUUUUUUAGGUUUACAUAGAAGGAAGAGUUCUCCACCAAGAUGUCAGUACAAAUGGUACCAAAUUUCUCACAGAAGAAUCCUAUGCUGAUGGCAAUGCUGAAGAUAUGACGGUGUGUGGUGUAGAGGAGUAUGUCAUGGGUUAUUACAAGAAAAAAGGUUACCCUUCAGGUACUAUUAUUGUUUUCACUGAUAACUAACAAAAUAUUUUUUUGUGAAAGGACAUUUACAUAUGUUCUUGCUUCUUCUAACAUAUUAUUUGUCAACACAGUGUCCUUUCUUCAAAAUAUAUGUUGAAGUAUUUAGUUUACUAACCUUCACUUAAAUCCCAGCAGAAUAUUUUAAAACCAUGCAUUAACCUGUUCAAAUUUAAUGGACCCCAAUCACUGCAUCAUAGGGAGGUUUUACCAUAUAGUAUUUAAUGGACCCCAAUUACUACAUCAUCGGGAGGUUUUACCAUAUAGUAUUUAAUGGACCCCAAUCACUGCAUCAUUGGGAGGUUUUACCAUAUAGUAUUUAAUGGACCCCAAUCACUGCAUCAUCUGGAGAUUUUACCAUAUAGUAUUUAAUGGACCCCAAUUACUACAUCAUCGGGUGGUUUUACCAUACAGUAUAUAGAAUUUAAAAUAGACUUCAAAUAAUUGUAAAAAGAAGGUAUUUAACAUUUCAUUUUUUUUUAAGUUUUUAGCAUUUUUCUGUUUAUGUAAGCCUAAUAAUUUUUGGGGUUUUUUUAACUUUUUUCAGGGAUUCAUGCAGAAGGCUCAAUAGUGUCUACUCUUUUUGGUCUUUUCUUCUGGGACAUUAUAUUUAUGACCCUACCUGAUGCGUUCCACAGUCCAUUCCAGGCAUUGCCUCUGGAUUUAUACUCAGACUCGUUUUAUUCCAGGAGAAAAGAUGUCAUAGAAGAGAGGCUUGUGAAACUUGCACAAAGUUCUGUCGAGGUAACUGAAAUGUUAAAAUUAAACAUAUUUUCUCUAAGUACAGAUUUAUGAAGUAGAAAAUUAUUAUUUACAUCUGUACUCAUUUUAUUUCAACAAUUGUGAUUUUUACAUUGAUAAGCAUUGCCCUGCUUUUAUUCAAAAUAUUAGUAUUAGUAAUAAUGGGGGGGGGGGGGGAAGGGGGAGAUAUUUGAAGGGUUCUUGUUUUAUUUUUUUUUAAUUUAAAAGGUAAUCAGAAUAUGUUUUAAGAGUAAACUUUACCUUGAGUUCUUCAUGGAAUUAAAUAACUUUUGAAACAUCACCCAGCUGUAGUUUUAAAUUUCUUUUUCUUUACAGUUUUAAAUUCUAAAACAAUUUUGCUACAAAAUAAAAAUUUAGGCUUAAAAUUACACACUUGAAAUUUUUGAUACAUUGUUAAAUACACUCCAAUCAUCUAGGACUUACAAAUAUUGUGUGAAGAGACGUGGAGCAGCCAUGAAGGUUCACAAUGUGUUGGAUUAGGCUGGGAGAGAGUAAGGUCACUUGAGUCUGUCAAGGUAAGGUUGUCUCUUAAUUUUAGUAAAAUCCUGUUUGUAUGACCCCAGUUGAUGACUGAAACUUGCCCUUUUUCAUUGUUGUUGUAGAGUUAAAUCAUCCAACUGAAUCCUAUAAAUGUCAAAUGUGACCCUUACCUUUCUGGAGAUUUAUACUUUGUUUAACUUUUUUUAUAGUUAGAGAUACAUGAUUUUUUUUAAAAAUUAGAGCGUAAUUUACAUGGCUUUAAAUAAUUGAUAUAUUAAUGUAUCUCAUAUAUAUUUGUUUUUCAUUAUCAGGAAAUAAUAGCUUGCAUGGGUGGGAAUGUACUAAGUGGUCUGCUUGCAAGACAUGCACGUUGCCCACGACACACAAGAAGUGGAUUUCCAGAUCUCACACUUUGGAAUCCCCACACUGGUGCUUUAAAGGUAUUUUUAAGUUUCUCACAUAACAACUUAUGAGAAGAGGGCAGGUUCUCACUUAGUACACCAUUGAACACAUCCAUAAAACUGAAAGUAUUGCGACUAAAUUCAAAUCACAUCUUUUAGUGAUACAGCUUAAAUUAUAGUUAUUUGGUUUGAUUCUGUUUCCAAAUAGAAAGGAAAUGCUUCUUUUUUUUUUUACAGGUAAUCUUUAAACAGUUAACUGAAAUUAAAUUUGUAACCUUUUCUUUCUUAAAUUAACAACUGCUUCCAAUUAAAUUUUAUCAAUUGGUAUAUUAAUUAAUCAAUUUUAUUUUUUGGGAUUUGUUUUUUAAAUUAAAGUAACCCUUGUACCUACAGUAUUGUAGGAAAUGAAUUAAGAAUCUUUACCUUAUUUAAAGACUAUACUUUUAAUCAAAACAUACAAAAAAUUUAAAAUUAAAAAAAUUAAUUUCUAUAUCACUCAAAGUAAAGAAAUAAAUCACGACAGUCAUUACAUUAAUCGGUUAAGCUUUUUCAUAUUAUCCUGUAAGCUUUUCAAUCCUUAUAACUGGAUUUCUAUUCCAUGUUUUUCAAUAGUAUUUUUCCUGCUGUAGAUUAACACAUUUAAAGUAUUGCAUGCCCUGUUACAGAUUUGUGAAGUGAAAGGCCCAGGUGACAGGCUGUCCCACAAACAGAUUCUUUGGAUUGACUAUUUGAUAAAAUUAGGAGUUGAUGCAGAAGUGUGUCAU
Molecule: messenger RNA, 6263 nt
Organism: Lymnaea stagnalis (great pond snail)
Lineage: Eukaryota; Metazoa; Mollusca; Gastropoda; Lymnaeidae
Source: the annotation of a GenBank genome assembly